CGUUGUUGCUAUUUGUGAUAUUUGUCAUGUGCCUUACAGUCGUUUCUUGUAACAUUUCGAAAGAACACACGCCGCAUGUGAAACGUAAGAACACAAUUGUAAGAACGUUUGUUGCUAAUGGGAUGCUAUCGAAGCAGAACAAAUUAAAUGAGUCUGCUAGUAAAUCAAAGCUUCGCAAUCGUCCAUUAAACACGAGCUCGUGGUCAGCAACAUUAGGAAAGGAGAACUUAGUUUAUUAUAAUUCCAACUCGAGACAUUUAGGAGAGCAAAAAACCGCAUUGACAGACGGAGAAAUCGUCAACUAUAAACCCGAUUCCCCAACUCCUCCUUUCAUCAUAUGGGGACUCGACGGAAAGGUCGUUUAUCCUAGCCAAUCUUUUGCGAAUUCUUCAAUUAUUAUUCAUGUAUUUGAUCCUCAGUCAGGAUUUCUUGAAUGUAUGUGGACAUCAGACGAAGGAUUGCAACCGAUAGUUAAAACUUCACUUUUGAAUUCAACGCAUUUCAUUUUCAUCCCCAAAUCAGCAGAGAUGCAGGAAGUUUAUGGUGCUUUAUGGAUGAGUGACCGCAUUCAUCAUACGCUAUUGAGGCAUUUUGUUAAAGAUACCAACAUGAGUGGGACACUUGGUUCUUUGAUAAUGGAGAGAAUCCAUUUCUCUGUUGUUCCACUGGACAAGCUUGGAAACUGGAUCCCAGAUGCAUUAAGCCAGUGGCAUUGUGUUGACCAUCUUUGUGGCUAUGAUCAAGUAGUUGUUCAAUCUACUGGUGAGGCAUCACAGUUUCCUGUUGUGGCUAAGAGACUGGAUGCAAGGUAUGACUGGUUGCCGAGUCCACCAAGCGUUUUUGGGAACAAGACACUGCCUAUGAUUAGAGCUGAUACAGGAUGCAAAAGUGUGGGCUCUCUAAAGGGAUCCAUCGCUCUUGUUUCUUCAGGAAACUGUUCCUUCUUUCAAAAGGUUCAAACAAUGCAAAAGUCAGGAGCAAUUGGUGUUGUUGUAUAUUCUGAUAAAGCUGGAUAUAUACAAGAGUUGAACUGUGAAGGUAGCCAGUGUAACACACCUCUGUCUAUACCAGCAACAAUGGUAGAGUAUAGCAGUAUAUACACUGGAAAUGAGAAACUUGAGAUAAGUUUCCAGAAUACUCCAUCUGAGAACUUUUUCUUGGCUGUAAACCAGGCAGGGGACCUGGCAGAGGUUGGCUGGUUCCUGUAUCCAUCUAUGGACUUCCUGGUGUGGCAAGGACAGUGGUUUAAAUAUAGAGAUGAGCUGGACAAAAGACUAGCAGCACCAGCUAACAUCAUCACGAUCUUCUCAGAGAAAACGAUGCAAGGGAAAGAGGGUGUUGUUGUCAAUGUUACACUGCCUGAUCUAAGAGAUUUACAAAAGUUUUCUAAGAUGGAGUUGGACAUGUCCCUGUCAUGUCCAGGAACCAUGGAUACAGAAUGCCCUCACUGGGAUCACACCAUUAAUCUGUAUGUCUGUUGUGACCAGGGGUCACCUCUCUGUGGUAUGGAGUUGGGACGUUGGAUUAGUGCUUUCCGACGAAGGAUUGGUCGCUGGACAACAGAUGUCUCCCCUCUUCUGCCUCUCUUCACAAAGUCUACUUGUGUGUUCAACAUGAAAACAGUUGAAUGGGCAAUGCCUUGGAAGCCGUCACUGAACUUAAGGUUUUCCCAGCCUCGUGUGUCAGGUGACAUGUACCCAGCAGAUGUCACAGUGCUGUAUGAACCUGGAGCAACAUUUGAUAAAACAUACAACUCGCACUUCAAACCGUACUCGUUUACUGUGCCAAGUGAUAUCAAAAAGGUAGAGAUAGUGGCUGUGAUCACUGGACAUGGAAGCGAUGAGAAUGGAUGUGGAGAAUUUUGUGUGACUUCUCAUCAUUUUAAAGUUAAUGAUCACAUAAACAACAUCACAUUUAGUGAUGCAGGUACUCCAUUGGGCUGUGCAGAUCAAGUGCCGUAUGGAGUGGAGCCAAAUGAACACGGUACCUGGCUUUAUGGUAGGAACGGCUGGUGUGACGGACAGAAUGUGUCACCUUGGGUGAUAGAUAUCACUGCACAGCUAGGAACAUCGGGAACACAGAACUCUCUGUCGUAUUUUGGAUGGUUUAAUGGGACAGACCCAAACCCUAAACAAAGCCCAGGAAUCAUUAUUAUGUAUUCCUAUCUGGUGUACUAUAGGGAAUUCACACUGUAAACAUCAUCAUUGCUUUUGUUAACUUUUUUUUUCAUGGAAAGAUCUUUUCUGAAAUAUUGCAGGAUUGAUUUAAGUCAUGCCUGUAUUUUACAGAAAAAUAUUACAUUUUUCAGUAAAAUUUUUCAUAAUUGCCAAAAACUUCCCUUAAUUGGAUAAUAUUUUAAUAUUGUACCCUACGGUAAGAAAUUGCUAAAACACUUUCAGAUGUGCUGCUUUUAUGCCAAUAGAAGUAUGUACUACGAAUUUUCAAUAUACACUUUCAACUCCAUAUUCAUGACAUUCAGUACAUUUCAUACAAAUUUAGGUAUCAUUGGUGUCCGUAGUGAUUACAGAGACUACAUCUUGAGGUAAUAUAUAUUGUGAGAUAUGACGACAGUUUAAUACUUUGAUGUGUUGUCCUUAGUCGAAUCUUAAAAACGCUAGUUUAUCCAAUACACCUGUACGAAAAUUAAUUUAUUAAGUUUUCAAACCAAAGUCGUCAUACAAUAUGGCUGGCAAUAUCAAGCUAGCUAAAUCCAAUGAUAGACCAUUUCAUCGCCAUCUUGAAGAGACGUUUGAACAAGUGCAUUUAAUUUUUUCAAAAACUUAUUGAUAUAUUUUUUUUUUGUUAAAAUGAUGAUAUCAAAUGUCUGUAUAAGGCUCUAGUUUAGUAUGGAAUUCAUUCUACACAAAUGUUCAGAUACACUUUGUUUCAGAUGUGUGUUGUUACCAAAACCCUCAUUUCUGACUGACUGUAUUCACAGAAGUAUAAACAGUAUUGUUAGAUACACUGUUCAUGCAUAUCCUGAUAAUUUAUCAUAGAAGACAUUUUUUUGGUGAGUUACCCUUACAAAUUGUAUUUAUGGAAUAAAUCUGAUUUUUUUUUUUAUUGAUUUGUCGUGCCUAUAGUGACAAUGGUUUGAUGAUAGUGUACUUUGUAUAUCUACAUUAUUUUUUUGUGUGUAUUUAUUUAUACAUUCCUUUGUUUUGUAUAAAUGACUCUUUACACUUU
Ylistrum balloti is the source of this 3186-nucleotide messenger RNA. RefSeq lists its product as uncharacterized. NCBI's taxonomy places the organism in Eukaryota, Metazoa, Mollusca, Bivalvia, Pectinida, Pectinidae. The transcript is spliced from 11 exons. Gene Ontology annotation, molecular function: oxidoreductase activity, acting on paired donors, with incorporation or reduction of molecular oxygen, reduced ascorbate as one donor, and incorporation of one atom of oxygen. The record is from RefSeq and is a predicted model, not a curated record. The coding region runs from base 27 to 2195 and encodes 722 amino acids.